Molecule: messenger RNA, 2346 nt
Organism: Anopheles marshallii
Lineage: Eukaryota; Metazoa; Arthropoda; Insecta; Diptera; Culicidae
Gene: ssp6
Exons: 5
Coding region: 1-2346 (781 amino acids)
Molecular function (GO): protein binding
Source: RefSeq, a predicted model, not a curated record
AUGAACCCUGACCGGAACAGCCGGAAGUAUCGCUCCGGAAACAAUCUGUACAGCGACGAUGAGCUGGAAUUAUCGUCGUCACAGGUGCUGGAAAAAGUAAAGCCGGAUCGCGUCACUUCCACCAAACCGGACGAAGAUCGCCGUCGCCGCACGAUUAUCGUGGAGAAGAAGAACGGUUCGUACGGUUUUACGUUACAAAGUUACGGCAUACACUACAAAAAGGAACAGGAGGUCGAAGUGAUCACGUACGUGGAUUACGUCGAGUACGAUGGUCCGGCGUACCGGGCCGGGAUGCGCGAAGGCGACGUCAUCCUCUCGAUCAACGGUUACGAUAUGGAGAAGGCCGAACACAAGGAUCUGGUCAACUUUAUCAAAAACUGUGAUAAUAGAAUGCGCAUGGUGGUGCUGUUCGAGGACUGCUGCCGGAAGGUGGAGUUACACUUGAAGUACAUCCAGCUGCAGGAUCUGCUCAAAAGCAAGAUGGCCGAUUUGGAAAGGAUUUGCUUGCGGGAGCGCGAACUCUUGGAGGGUAAGUGGAAAACGCACAGCUUACCAGCGAGAAAGAAGGCGAACGCUGCGACGGGGGAUGAUAUUGAUCCCGGCUCGACGACGGACGUGGAAUCAAGCUCUGGGCCAUCGUUUUGCCGUCCGGCAGCCUCGACCGAGGACGUGAAGAAGUUACUCCGACAGAAAACGUACAUUGUACCACCACCGGCACAAUUUAUGCUGGCUUAUCAUUGCCUGGAUAGUAACUAUCGUUACGUGAUCCAUCCUUCCUCUCAAGCUGCUGGUACGUGCGAUAGUGCCAGCGGUCCCGAAUACUCACCCUGUGCUCAACCGAACAACCCAACAGCGGCCAAACUUUGCAAGGACCAUCAGCAUAUGAUGCGUGGCUCCUCGUUAGACAGUAGCUCACUCGGUGCGGGUGUUGGCUGCAAGCAGCAACAGCAGCAGCAAGCCUCCGCCUCGCCAACGAAAAGUCUUCACAAUUACGACACCAAAGCAACCAAAUCGUCGUCAUCCGGUACGUCCCGGCGCAGUGGUCACCUGCACGGGCACUCGUGCAAUCCUUGCAUGGGACACUUUCUGCGCAGUAGUAGUAGCAGCAGCGACAAAAACCGAUCCGGCGAGAAAGAUAACACCAGCCUGGAUGCGUACGAUCUGGCGAGCCCGUGCUGUGAUCCACAGUGUGUUCCAUCGCGUCGCAAAUCGAAACACCAUAAAGAUCACCACCACAAGCACAAACACCGUGACAGGGAGGGGAAGGAACACGGUGGGAAGGAUCGUAUUCCGAGGCCAAAGUCACAACCACACAUUUCACCACAGCUGCAACAGCAGCAGCAUCAACAGCAGCCUCAUCACUCACAAUCAAGCUAUCUAUACCGUCACAAAGAUAAGCACGAUCAUCACCAUUCGAAAGUGUAUGACCUAAACGCUAGUCUCGCGAGCCAUUGUAGUCUGCACUCGUGCACCUCGAGCGAGUUUAACCCUGCGGCGGAGAACUCGCCCGCAUCGUAUAGCACAUCCAUCAGCACUGACACGCUCUACUGGGAGCCGCACAGCGAAUCGACCACGGUGUCCGCUUCCGGAUCGAUCCACAAGAAGCCACCGGCCGGUGGUAGUGGCAACAGCGCCACCACUACCAGUGGCGCACUCGUCCCGAUCGGUGCCCGACCACCACACACACAUCAGCACCAUUACUACAUACAGAAGUACGUCCAUCCGCAACACCAUCCCGCAGCCGGGCAGCAGCAGGCACAGCAACAGCAGCAGCAGCAGCUUGCCAUAUUUCCACCACCACCAGCAUUGCCUGCCGUCCACAAGCCCAAAUCUUGGGACAAUCUCGCGAUGAAGGGUUACGGUGGGUACGGGUACGGGUACGGUUAUCUCGAGGUCGGAGGCGGUACUGUUGGUGCGGCCCUGUCCAAAACGAACCUACCGACGGCGACACGCACCCAAACGACCAUCACCAUCCAGCACCGGAACUCGAUACCGAAGAAGAACGGCUACGAACGGUACUCGGCGUUUGUCGACGUGGAAAACUAUGCGCCACCACCGACACAGUUCCUGCAGGAGACCACCACCACGACCACCACGAUCACUACGAAAUCGACCGAGAAUCUGCUCGGUCCGUACAACCGUUCCGAUUCCAGUCUGUCCUGCGAGUGUCUCGAGACGGCACCGUUGACCGGUGGUGGUGGUGCCGGAACAUCCGGUGGCAUGGUGGAACACGUGCACGACAAAUCCGGCUACUAUUCCAGCCUUAGUGGUGCGGCAAGUUCCGGUGGCAGUGGUGGUGCCGGUAAGAAGUCAAACCCCAACUUAACCGAAAUAGCUCGCCUUUAA